Musa acuminata AAA Group (dessert banana) is the source of this 3708-nucleotide messenger RNA. RefSeq names its product GDP-mannose transporter GONST1-like. The transcript has 8 exons. Gene Ontology annotation, molecular function: GDP-fucose transmembrane transporter activity; antiporter activity. Gene Ontology annotation, cellular component: Golgi apparatus. The record is from RefSeq and is a predicted model, not a curated record. The coding region runs from base 2253 to 3308 and encodes 351 amino acids. NCBI's taxonomy places the organism in Eukaryota, Viridiplantae, Streptophyta, Magnoliopsida, Zingiberales, Musaceae.
UCCACACCCUAGUGUCUUUCAUGUUAAUUACCAGUUCGGCAGUUCCUAUUUUUCCUUGUCAUUUCUUUGAAGUAUGCUCCAUCUUUCAGAUAUCUUAACCUAAACAUAAGUAUUUACAACUUGAAGUGCUGAAUUCCUGAAGAACAGGAGAUUGGGUCUCAUUGUAUUUCAUCUGUUAAGUCUUGCAACUGCCUAGUCUGAUCUUUACAGCUUUGUAAUUGACUAAUAGUUAUACAUUUUUUACUUUAAGUUUAGCUGAAAAAAAUUACAGUAAUAAAAUCAUAAACUGACUAUUAAGAAGUAAUCAAAGUCAAGAUUUAUAUUUCUUCUAGUACCUUGUGCUUUUUCAGCCUAGUAUUUUGAUUGAUUAAGGUCCAAUCUGUAUGAGUGGAUUCAUGUUGAGUGCAACUUGUUUAUCACUCAUGUGGCUUGUCUAUUUUGUAUGAGAAAGAGUGUCUCUAUGAGGUUGAACAGCUUUAUUAUUAAAAAAAAAUCUGUUUGCACUGUGAUUGUUGACAAGAAUACUUUAAAGCAUUUUUUAACAUAUGUAUUGAUAGCUAAAUAUCAGUGAAGCAAUGAAUUCUAACUUCUUUCCUUGCGGUUAAAGUUCAAUUUAUUAUUUUAGUUGCUUCUAUAAAAUUGAUUAAUAUAUUUGUAUGAUUAUCAAAAUUCUUUCCAUGAUUCACUUUAAAUUUCAAGCUUUUUUACAAUUGUUUUUUAGUUGAAGUUGAAAAUAACUCUGUCCAAAAGUUUUAGGUUGUCUUCCAUACCCAUAUUGGUGCACAAGUAACCUUAUUUUUUACUUCUAAUCUGCAGAUCUUGAAAUUUUCCAAGAUAUUAAACCAUUUAAUCACAUAUAUAGAACUCUUUGGUCAAACUAGAUCUUUAAUCUUUCAUACAGUAACUUUUCAAUCAUCAGUUUCUAGCCCAAAUAUACAAUUCUGAUAACUUUGCUGUGAAGUUGCUCUUCCUCUUGCUUUUUUUGAUGUGAUUUUAGUACCUUUCCAUUAUUGUUUUCCUUUUCGUUUUCUGCUUAAAUAUUAUUACUCCCUUUGCCGUUUAUUCAGUUUUUUCUCCAUAUUAAUUUUUACAUUGCUGCUUCACUCAAUAUUAGAGUAAUCGUAAGCACCAAAUACUGUCAGUCCUUGUUACCUUCGCAGCUUACAUUUUGUCUUUUGCAAAUGGAACAUGUACACUAUUCAUUAAGCAUGUUAUUAUCUUUUAUUUUCAUAUUAUUAUACAAUGUGGGAAUAAUAUUGUUUAUGUCAGUUGAUAUUAACAUAAAAAUACUAUUCUUGGCUUGAUUGUGAUUACAUUGAUUAAGGGGUUAACUCAAUGUGCAAGAGACUCAAGUUGUACAUUACAAGGUUUUUAAUUUAGUACUGUACCUACGUAUUGAGCCUUGCUCGGUACAAUACAUACUGGCAUAUCGAGUGGUACACCUAAAAUAGGCAUAAAACCCUCCGAAAAUAUCUAAAAAAUAAAAAAAUGUUAGGAUAGGAUUUUUAAGUUAGAAAUAAAUAUACAUUUAGUAUAAUUUUAGCAAAACUAAUGUAAAUUGGGUAAAAAUAGUGCCACAUAUCUUUUUCAUGCUUUGAGGAGUAGCUUGUGAAUAAAAAUUAUUGCUUUGUUGAGUUUAGGAAAGUGAAAUUGUGAGAAUAAGAGAGAGAUUAUGAGUAAAAACGAGUUUGAGAGAGUUUAAGAAAGUAUGAGAGUGAAAUGGAUUGAAAGUGGGGGGAGGAAUGGGUUUAAAAACCCUAUAGGAUGCCUUCAAUAGUCAAAUUGAUUUGAAAACCGAUAUACAUUGGUAACGGUCGUUUUCCAUCGUUACCACCCAGUACAGGUCGGUAACAGUCAAAAUCGACCGGUACCGCCCGAUACAGGUUAGUAAUGGUUGAAAUUUCGAUUGUUACCACUCGGUACAGCCCCAUAUUGCUCGACGGGGCAAAAAAUCUGGUAUCGCCCGGUAGUGAGUGGUCCGCGUGCUAAUAGGCUGGUGGAUCGGUACAUACCACCUGUGCCGGGCAGUACAGUACGAAAUUAAAAACCUUGGCACAUCAUGCUACAUAGUAUACAUCUAAUUUCUUGGUUGCAUUUAGAGCUCAUGUGUAUGUAUAUGUUUUUAGUUUAAUCUGGAAAGCAAUUGAAGAAUAGCUUGGUUUUCUUUUCCUUCACUCAUUUCAUUAAGCAUGUGUUACAUUAUAUCUGUCUCUUUCUUAAUCCUAUCCAUCUAUCUAUUAAUAUGCUAAAUUAUGUGUAUUGGCUUUUGCAAUAUCUACUUUUAUAUAUAUAGGUCGAUGGCCGGAUUAAAAUCUUUUCGUGAUGCUGAGAUAGACUUGGAAGAUGGUAAAGUUGAGAAAGAUAGGGAUAAUAUUUUAUGCAGCUACAAACCUACAAAGCUACGUAAUCAAGCUCUUCUUUCUGGUCUUGCAUACUGUAUAUCAUCAUGCAGCAUGAUACUUGUAAACAAAUUCGUGCUGUCAGGCUAUGAUUUUAGUGCUGGUAUAUCGUUAAUGCUUUACCAGAAUUUUGUUUCAGUAAUUGUAGUUUCCAUUUUGAGUUCAUCAGGUGUAAUAUCAACAGAACCUCUCACAUGGAAACUAAUCAAAGUCUGGUUGCCGGUGAAUGUUAUAUUUGUUGGGAUGCUUAUCACAAGCAUGUUUAGCUUAAAAUACAUCAAUGUUGCCAUGGUAACAGUUCUUAAGAAUGUCACCAAUGUCAUUACUGCUCUAGGGGAAACAUAUCUUUUCAUGAAGCAUCAUGACAGAAAAGUGUGGACAGCCCUGUUCCUAAUGAUAAUUUCUGCGAUUUCUGGAGGGGCAACUGAUCUCUCCUUCCAUGCAAUUGGCUAUGCAUGGCAGAUCAUAAAUUGUUUUCUGACGGCAUCAUAUUCGUUAACACUACGUCGAGUCAUGGAUACUGCAAAGCAAGCCACUAAAUCUGGGAACUUGAAUGAAUUUUCGAUGGUUUUGCUCAAUAACACUCUUUCUCUGCCUUUGGGACUUCUGCUUAUAUUUGUUUUCAAUGAAGUGGACUACCUCUGUAAAGUGCCACUUUUGAAGAUGCCUAUGUUCUGGUUGGUGAUAACUUCAAGUGGUUUUUUAGGUCUUGCUAUCAGCUUUACCUCAAUGUGGUUUCUUCAUCAGACGGGUGCAACUACAUAUAGCCUUGUAGGAUCACUCAAUAAGAUCCCUCUUUCGAUUUCUGGUAUCAUUCUCUUCAAAGUUCCAACCAGCAUGGAGAAUUUCUUGAGCAUUCUUUUUGGCCUCUUAGCAGGCGUAUGUUUUGCAAAAGCAAAAAUGCGGUAGCGAUCUCAGUCCUGAGGCAGAGAAAGAUGCUCACACAACUUAGAUUUGAAAAAGAAUUAUCAUAUACAAUUCAAGGCAUAUAGCAUGAAGUGAUCGUGGGACCGAAGACAUUCUUGAUACGACACGUCAAAGAAGGUCCAAUGCUAUUGAAACCUCCUUAUUAAAGGUUAAAAUAUUUUUCAUCAAGGAAUUUCAUUUUCCUGGAGAUAUACAUGGUAAAAUUAAUGGGCAUUGGCGGAAAAUUUCUUGACUACCUAGCUCUGCCAAUAUACUCCCACAUGUAAAUUUUUUUUUUUUUUUUUUUUUUGUGUUAGUACAUAAAUUCAUAAAUACAUAUAUAAUUGCACUUUUUCUUUCUUCUGGAUAACUUAUCUAUUACAGCUCCUGUUAUUUACUUCAA